Lathyrus sativus (Indian pea) is the source of this 2124-nucleotide messenger RNA. The record is from the annotation of a GenBank genome assembly. Lineage: Eukaryota; Viridiplantae; Streptophyta; Magnoliopsida; Fabales; Fabaceae.
AUGGGGAAACCAGCUGGGAAAAGGAAGGAUCAUGAAUCACCAAAAGUAAACAACAAUCACAAUAACAAGAAGGGUUACGAGCGUUCAUCAUCCUCAAAAGCAUUAGAUGAUGACACAGCUAUGUUCAUCAACAUGUCACAGGAGCUAAGAGAAGAAGGUAACAAACUUUUUUACCAGAGAAAAGACAAUGAAGGCGCUAUGUUAAAGUACGAAAAAGCCCUCAAACUCCUUCCCAAAAAUCACAUAGAUGUUGCUCAUCUUCAUACAAAUAUGGCUAUGUGUUAUAUGCAAUUGGGUCUUGGUGAGUAUCCUCGAGCAAUCAAUGAGUGCAACCUUGCUUUGCAGGUUUCGCCUCGGUAUAGCAAAGCUCUUUUGAGGAGAGCUAAGUGUUAUGAAGCUUUGAAUCGGUUGGAUUUGGCUAUGAGAGAUGUUAGAGUUGUUUUGAAUGCUGAGCCGAAUAAUCUUUCGGCGUUAGAGGUCCUUGAUAGCUUGAGAAAUACUAUGGAUGAGAAAGGGAUUACUAUUGAUGAGACCGAGAUUGCCCUGGCUGCUAUACAGCAGCAAGAGUCUCCUGCUGCUCGGUUUAGGAAAGUUGUUAAUGAGAAGAUUAAGAAAAAAAAGGGACACAAAGGGGAAGGUGAGGAAGAGCGUAAAAGUAAGGUUGUUGUGGAGAAGAAAGCCAAUGUUGUGAAUGUUAAGGUGAAGGGUAAAGAUCCUAAGGAUAAGGUUAUGAAGGAUAAGGAUAGUAGAGAAGUUGUUAAGAAAGAUAAAGAGGUUACUAGGACUGUGAAGUUGAUAUAUGGAGAGGAUAUAAGGUGGGCGCAAUUGCCUGUGAAUUGUAGUAUGAAGUUGGUGAGGGAUGUGAUAAGGGAUAGAUUUCCAGGGUUAAAGGGUGUUCUUGUUAAGUAUAAGGAUAGGGAAGGUGAUUUGGUUACUAUUACUACUACUGCUGAAUUAAGGUUAGCUGAGGAUUGUCAUGUGCUUGGCUCGAUUCGGCUAUACAUUACACAGGUGGAUUUUGAUCAGGAGCCGCGUUAUGAUGAAAAGACGAGUAGUGGUGAGGUGAGAGUGGGGAAUGGGGUUGGAGAAGGUGACAGGGGUGUCAGGGCAAAUAGAAUGAUUACUGUGGAGGAUUGGCUUGUUCAGUUUGCAAGGCUGUUUAAGAACCAUGUUGGGUUUGAUUCGGAUUCAUAUUUGGAUAUUCAUGAGGUUGGGAUGAAGCUGUAUUCAGAGGCGAUGGAGGAUGCUGUGACAAAUGACAGUGCUCAAGAGCUGUUUGAUAUUGCUGCGGAUAAGUUUCAAGAGAUGGCUGCUUUGGCUUUGUUUAAUUGGGGAAAUGUUCACUUGUCUAAAGCGAGGAGGCGGGUGCCUUUUCAGGAGGAUGGGUUGAGAGAAGCAUCUUUCGAGCAUGUUAAAGCUGCAUAUGAGUGGGCUAAGAAGGAGUACAAGGAAGCGGAAAUGAGAUACGAAGAGUCUGUGAAAAUCAAACCGGACUUUUACGAUGGACUACUUGCUCUUGGGUAUCAGCAGUUUGAGCAAGCAAAGCUAUGCUGGUGUUAUUUAAUUGCAAACAAUGAGAAAUUUGAAGUUGACCCUUUUGAGGAGGUUCUACAGCUCUACAACAAGGCAGAGGACAGUAUGGAGAAAGGGAUGUUGAUGUGGGAGGAGAUUGAGGAACAACGUUUGAAUGGACUAUCUAAAUUAGAUAAGUAUAAUGCACAGUUAGAGAAAAUGGGGUUGUUUGGUCUUUUCAGCGAUGUUUCUUCUAAUGAAGCUGAUGAGCACGCAUCAAAGAUGAGGAUACAGAUAUAUCUUUUAUGGGGCACCUUAUUGUACGAGCGUUCCGUUGUGGAAUUUAAGCUCGGACUACCAACAUGGGAGGAAUGUUUGGAGGUUGCAGUUGAAAAGUUUGAACUAGCUGGAGCUUCUACAACUAACAUUGGUGUCAUGAUAAAGAACCAUUGUUCUAAUGAAACAGCCAUGGAAGGGUUUAAAAUUGACGACAUAGUGCAAGCAUGGAAUGAGAUGUAUGAUGGGUGGCAGUUUGAUGUUCCAACUUUCCGUCUUGAACCAUUGUUUCGUCGGCGUGUUCCAAGACUCCAAUACAUCCUGGAGCAAUUUUAA